Messenger RNA from Oryctolagus cuniculus (rabbit), 13320 nucleotides. RefSeq names its product epiplakin 1 (gene EPPK1). Gene Ontology annotation, molecular function: structural molecule activity; keratin filament binding. NCBI's taxonomy places the organism in Eukaryota, Metazoa, Chordata, Mammalia, Lagomorpha, Leporidae. Gene Ontology annotation, biological process: wound healing; intermediate filament bundle assembly. The record is from RefSeq and is a predicted model, not a curated record. Gene Ontology annotation, cellular component: cytoskeleton; cytoplasm; keratin filament.
AUGAACGGCCUCGCCUCUCCUCCUCUUGACAUCCUCACCAGUGGGGGCACCGAGCCGGCCGGCGUCCCCAGGACCAUGAAGCCUGGCCCAGAGCCCGGCACCAGCUCUGCAGAGGCCAGGAGCAUCGCUGGGGUGUAUGCGGAGGCCUCGGGCCAGGUGCAGAGCGUCUACGCGGCCAUGAAGCAGGGCCUGCUGCCUGCCGGGCUUGGGCUAGCUCUGCUGGAGGCACAGGCGGCCACAGGGGGCCUGGUGGACCCCAGCAGGGGCCAGCUGCUCCCCGUGUCCGAAGCCCUCCGGCAGGGCCUGGUGGGGCUGGAGCUGAAGGAGAGGCUGCUGGCCGCGGAGCGCGCGGUCACCGGCUAUCCUGACCCCUACGGGGGCGGGAAGCUGGCCCUCUUCCAGGCCAUUGGGAAGGAGGUUGUGGACAGGGCCCUGGGGUGGAGCUGGCUGGAUGCCCAGCUGGCCACAGGUGGCCUCAUAGACCCUGCUCGGGGCGUCCGAGUGGCCCCGGACCUAGCCUGCCAGCAGGGCUUCCUGGACCAGGAGACGUGGCAGGGCCUGGUGGAGCCGGAGCUGCAGCCGGAGCCGGGCACCGGCGCCCCAGGCUUCCUGGAUCCCAACACCCUGGAGCGGCUGCCAUACGGCACACUGCUGAGCAGGUGUGUGCAGGCCCCUGGCUCGGGGCUGGCACUGCUGCCCCUGAGGGUCACCUUCCACACGCUGGGCAGGGCAGUGAGUGCCGGCGAGCUGCUGGAGGCGGGAAUCCUGGACCAGGAGGCGGUCCAGGGCCUGCAGGAGGGCAGGCUGGCCGUGGGGGAGGUGGGCGCCCGGCCCGAGGUGAGGCGAUACCUGGAGGGCACCGGUGGUGUGGUGGGGGUCGUCCUGCUGCCCACAGGCCACACGAAGGGCUUCUUCCAGGCUGCCUCCGAGCACCUGCUCCCUCUGGGCGCCGUGCUCCCACUCCUGGAGGCACAGGCCGCCACCUGCACCCUGGUGGACCCCGCCACGGGCCGCCAGCUGUGGGUGGAGGAGGCGGUCAGGGCAGGCCUGGUCGGCCCGGAGCUCCACCACCGGCUCCUGGCGGCAGAGCACGCGGUGACCGGCUACCACGACCCCUUCAGUGGCUCCCGAGUCUCUCUCUUCCAGGCCAUGCAGAAGGGGCUGGUGGACAGGCCGCUGGCUCUGCGCCUCCUGGACGCCCAGCUGGCCACGGGUGGGCUGGUGUGUCCGGCCCGCAGACUCCGGCUGCCCCUGGAGGCCGCCCUGCGCUGUGGUUGUCUGGACGAGGAGACACGGCGGCACCUCCCGCAGGCCGCUGGCUUCUCAGACCCCUGCACGCACGACAGCCUGAGCUACGGGCAGCUGCUGGCCCGCUGCGUCACCGACCCCGAGACGGGGCUGGCCUUCCUGCCCCUCUCGGGGGAGCCCCGUGGAGAAGAGUCCCCCGCACGCCCGUUUCUCGAGCACCGCACGCGGCAGGCCCUGAGCACGGCCAGCACCGAGGUGUCCGUGGGGAAGCUCCGGGGCCGGCCCGUGUCCCUCUGGGAGCUGCUCUUCUCCGAGGCCGUCUCCGCAGAGCAGAGGGUAUCGCUGACCCAGCGGUACCAGGCAGGGGCCCUCUCCAUGGAGGAGCUGGCGGCCGAGCUGAAGGCCGGCGCCGAGCAGGCCGCCGCCAGGGUCACCUUCGCCGGGCUGCGGGACGCCGUGACCCCGGGGGACCUGCUGACGGCCGAGAUCAUCAGCCGGGACCUGUAUGAGCAGCUGCAGCGGGGGCAGACCACGGCCCAGGCGGUGGGCAGCCUGGACUCGGUGCGGAGGUACCUGCAGGGCACCGGCUGCAUCGCUGGCCUGCUGCUGCCCAGCACCCAGGAGCGGCUCAGCAUCUACGAGGCCCGCGGCAGGGGGCUCCUCAGGCCGGGUACUGCCCUCGUCCUCCUGGAGGCACAGGCAGCCACCGGCUUUGUCAUCGAGCCGAAAGAAAACAAGAGGUACUCCGUGGAGGAGGCGCUAAGGGCCGGCGUCAUCGGGCCCGACGUGUUCGCCAAGCUGCUGUCGGCCGAGCGCGCCGUCACGGGCUACACCGACCCCUACACGGGCGAGCAGAUCUCGCUCUUCCAGGCCAUGCAGAAGGACCUGAUCGUGCGUGACCACGGCAUCCGGCUGCUGGAGGCGCAGAUCGCCACGGGCGGCAUCGUUGACCCGGUGCACAGCCACCGCCUGCCGGUGGGCGUGGCCUACGAGCGCGGCUACUUCGACGAGGAGAUGAACUCUGUCCUGCUGGACCCGGACGACGACACCAAGGGCUUCUUCGACCCCAACACGCACGAGAACCUCACCUACCUGCAGCUGCUGGAGCGCUGCGUGGAGGACCCCGAGACGGGCCUGCGCCUGCUGCCGCUCAGCGGCCGGCAGCCCCAGCUGGUGGACGGGGCCACCCGGCAGGCCCUCCAGAGCCUGCUGCUGCCCAUGAAGCACGGGCGCUUCCAGGGGCGGGCGGUGUCUGCCUGGGAGCUCGUCAACUCGGAGCUCUUCAGUGAGGCCCGGCGGCGGCAGCUGCUGCGGCAGUACCGGCUGCGCAGGCUCACGCUGCAGCAGGUGGCACGGCUGCUGGAGACGGAGGCGCGGCGCUGGGCGGGCGUCACUCUGCCUGCGCUGCGGGGCCAGGUCCCCGCCCACCAGCUGCUGGAGGCCGGCGUCAUCGACGAGGAGCUCCUGGACCAGGUGCUGGAGGGGGCGGUCAGCCCCGAGGCCCUGCUCCGCGUGGACAGUGUGCGCAGGUGCCUGCGGGGCUCGGGCGUCGUGGGGGGCGUGCUGCUGCAGCCCUCCGGCCGGCACCUCAGCCUGUACCAGGCCAUGGAGCAGAAGCUCCUGGCGCCCAGUGUGGCCCUGCCCUUGCUGGAGGCCCAGGCGGCCACGGGGGCUGUCAGGGACCCCUGCAGCCGGGAGAGCCUGUCAGUGGACGAGGCUGUGCGCAGGGGGGUGGUGGGGCCUGAGCUGUACGGCAGGCUGAGGUGGGCCGAGGACGCCAUCGUCGGCUUCAGGGACCCCUUCUCUGGCAAGCGGGUGUCCCUGUUCCAGGCCAUGAAGAAGGGCCUCGUCCCCGUGGAGCAGGCCACCCGCCUCCUGGAGGCCCAGGUGGCCACGGGGGGCGUCGUCGACCCCAGAGGCCACCACCACCUACCCCUGCCCGUGGCCGUCCAGCGCGGCUGCAUCGAUGAGGAGACCGGCACGGCCCUGUCCGGCUCACCUGAGACCUUCCCCACCGCAGACGGCCAAGGCCGGACCAGCUACGCCCAGCUGCUGGAACAGUGCUUGCCGGACGAGGCCUCCGGCCUGCACCUGCUGCCGCUGCUGGAGGGUGCGCCCGCCCUCCCCAGUGACGCGCAGCUGCAGGAGACCCUGCGGGCCACGCCGGGGACGGAGGACGGCCGCUCCCUCUGGGACCUCCUGAGCUCGUGCCACUUCACCGAGGAGCAGCGCAGGGCCCUGCUGGAGGACGUGCGGGUGGGGCGGACCCCCGUGCCGCAGCUGCAGGCCACCGUGCGCAGCUGGGUGCAGGGGGCAGAGCUCCUGGCCCACACCCAUGUCGCGCUGCCCGGCCCGCGGGGCGAGGUCCCUGCCGCCUGGCUGCGGGACGCCGAGGUCAUCACCCAGGAGACCCUGGAGGCGCUGGCACGGGGCACACAGUCGCCCUCGGAGGUGGCCGAGCAGCCUGCCAUGCGGGCCUGCCUGUGGGGCACAGGCUGUGUGGCCGGCGUGCGGCUGCAGCCCUCAGGGGCCAAGGCCAGCAUCGCCCAGGCUGUGAGGGACGGGCUCCUGCCCCCGGGCCUGGGCCAGAGGCUACUGGAGGCCCAGGUGGCAUCCGGCUCCCUCGUGGACCCCGAGACUAACCAGAGACUGUCGGUGGACAAUGCAGUGAGGGCCGGCCUCGUGGACAGGGAGAUGAGCGAGCGGCUCAGGCAGGCCGAGCAGGCUGUGGCUGGGUACGCGGACCCCUACUCCGGGGGCACCCUGUCCCUGUGGCAGGCCAUGGAGAAGGGGCUCGUGCCCCAGAGCGAGGGCCUCCCUCUCCUGCAGGUGCAGCUGGCCACGGGGGGCGUGAUGGACACCGUCCACGGGGUGCACCUGCCCCUGGCAGGGGCCUGCAAACUGGGCCUCGUGGAUGAGCAGACGCAUCGGGAACUGACUGCCACGGACGAGGGCAGAAAGUUCUUCUUUGACCCCAACACCCGGGCCGAGGUGACGUACCAGCAGCUCAAGGAGCGGUGCGAGCUGGAUGCUGACACCGGCCUGUGGCUGCUGCCGCUCCCCCAGGCCGCCGCUCUGGAGGUGGACGAGCACACCGCCGUGGCGCUGAGGGCCAUGAAGGUGGCCGUCAGCCUGGGGAGGUUCCAGGGGCACAGCGUCUCGCUCUGGGACCUGCUGCACUCCGAGUACGUGGGCGCCGACAGGCGGCGGGAGCUGGCCGCCCUCUGUCGGUCCGGCCGGGCAGCAGCCCUGCGGCAGGUGGUCAGCGCGGUCACGGCCCUGGUGGAGGCCGCGGAGAAGCAGCCCCAGGAGGCCACCUUCAGGGGGCUCCGGAAGCAGGUGUCGGCCAGGGACCUGUUCAGGUCCCAGCUGAUCGAUAAGAAGACGCUGGACGAGCUGAAGGAGGGGAAGAAGACGGUGCAGGAGGUGACCCAGAUGCGCAGCGUGCGGCAGUCCCUGGAAGGUGGCAACUUCAUUGCCGGGGUCCUCAUCCAGAGCACCAGGGAGAAGCUGAGCAUCCCCGAGGCCCUGAGGCGGCACAUCCUGCGGCCCGGCACGGCCCUGGUGCUGCUGGAGGCGCAGGCGGCCACCGGCUUCAUCAUCGACCCCGUGGAGAACCGGAAGCUGACCGUGGAGCAGGCCUUCGAAGCGGGGAUGUUCGGCAGGGAAACCUACAUGAAGCUGCUGUCGGCCGAGCGCGCCGUCACGGGCUACACCGACCCCUACACGGGCGAGCAGAUCUCGCUCUUCCAGGCCAUGCAGAAGGACCUGAUCGUGCGCGACCACGGCAUCCGGCUGCUGGAGGCGCAGAUCGCCACGGGCGGCAUCAUCGACCCCGUGCACAGCCACCGCCUGCCGGUGGGCGUGGCCUACGAGCGCGGCUACUUCGACGAGGAGAUGAACCGCGUGCUGCAGGACCCGAGCGACGACACCAAGGGCUUCUUCGACCCCAACACGCACGAGAACCUCACCUACCUGCAGCUGCUGGAGCGCUGCGUGCCCGACCCCGACACGGGCCUGCACCUGCUACAAAUCGUGAAGAAGGGAGAAACCUACUCCUACAUCGACGAGGCCACCAGGCGGGCUCUGCUGUCCCGAACGCUGCCGGUGCGUGUGGGCAGGUUUGCCGGCCAGACUCUGUCCUUCUGGGACCUGCUGUCCUCUGUGUACUUCUCCGAGGAGAGGAAGCGGGAACUUGUGCAGCAGUACCGGGCCCAGAGCCUGAGCCUGGAACAGCUGCUGGAGAUCAUCACCGCCGCCGUAGAGGAGACGGAGACACAGAGCCAAGGAAUCACGGUGGCAGCCCCGGGGGGGCAGGUGACGGCGGCAGAAUUAUUCAACGCCGGCAUCAUCGACAAAAAGACCCUGGACACACUUCGCAGUGGGGAGAGCGGCGAGCAGGCCCUCAGCAGCCUGGAGGGCGUGAAGACCUUCCUGGAGGGCCGCGGCUGCAUUGCCGGGGUCACCGUCCCCACCACCCAGGCCGUCUUGAGCUUCCAUGACGCCAGCAGGAAAGAGCUCAUCCCUGCAGGCAUCGCGGCUCAGCUGCUGGAGGCCCAGGCCGCCACCGGGUUCCUGCUGGACCCCUGCACCCACCAGAGGCUCUCCGUGGACGAGGCCCUGGCUGCCGGCCUGGUAGCACAGGAAUUGCGGGAGAGCCUCCUGAACGCCGAGCAGGCCGCCAAAGGCUACGUGGACCCGGAUACCGGGGACACCAUCCCCCUGUUCCAGGCCAUGAAGAAGCAGCUCGUGCAGAAGGAGGAAGCCCUGAGGCUGCUGGAGGUGCAGCUGGCCACAGGGGGUGUCCUGGACCCUCUGCACCACCACCGGCUCCCGCUGGACACGGCCUACAGGCGCGGCUGCCUGCAAGAGGACGUGUACCCGCUGGUGGCAGACCAGAAGCGCAUGAAGAAGAGGUUUCUGGACCCCAACACGCAGGAGAAAGUCACAUACCAGGAGCUGCAGGAGCGGUGCCGGACCCAGCAGGAGACAGGCUGGGCGCUGUUCCCUGUGGUCCAGGGCCCAGAGCACGCUGAGUACGUGGACGAGGCAACCAGGAGGGCUCUGCAGGAGGAGCAGGUGCACAUCACGGUGGGAAAGUACAGAGGCCAGAGGCGCUCCGUGUGGGAGCUGCUGAACUCGGAGUACGUGACCGAGGAGAGGAAGCGGGAGCUGGUGCGGCUGUACAGGACCCACACCGCCGAGGCGCUGGGCAGGGUCAGGGAUGCCGUUCUGCAGCUGAUCGAGGAGAAGGAGGCGGGCAGCCAGCAGCUGUGGUUCACAGGCAUCAGGAAGCAGGUCACAGCCGCCGAGCUUCUGCAGGCAGCCGUGAUCAGCCAAGAGACGCUGCAGGAGCUGCAGGCCGGCACGCGCACCGUGCAGCAGCUGCAGGACAGCGAGGCCGUGCGGCGCUACCUGCAGGGCACCGGCUGCAUCGCGGGCGUCCUGCUGCCGCCGUCCGGGGCCCGGCCCGGCGCCCCGCAGAAGAUGAGCAUCUACCAGGCCAUGCGCCAGGGCGUGCUGCGGCCCGGCACCGCCCUGGUGCUGCUGGAGGCGCAGGCGGCCACCGGCUUCGUCGUGGACCCGGCGCGCGACCGCAGGCUGUCGGUGGAGGAGGCGGUGGCCGAGGGCGUGGUGGGCGGCGAGCUGCGGGAGAAGCUGCUGUCGGCCGAGCGCGCCGUCACGGGCUACACCGACCCCUACACGGGCGAGCAGAUCUCGCUCUUCCAGGCCAUGCAGAGGGACCUGAUCGUGCGCGACCACGGCAUCCGGCUGCUGGAGGCGCAGAUCGCCACGGGCGGCAUCAUCGACCCCGUGCACAGCCACCGCCUGCCGGUGGGCGUGGCCUACGAGCGCGGCUACUUCGACGAGGACCUGAGCCGCGUGCUGGGGGACCCGGACGACGACACCAAGGGCUUCUUCGACCCCAACACGCACGAGAACCUCACCUACCUGCAGCUGCUGCGCCGCUGCGUGCCCGACCCCGACACCGGGCUGUACAUGCUGCAGCUGGCCGCCCGGGGCUCGGCCGUGCACCAGCUGAGCGAGGAGCUGCGCGCCGCCCUGCGCGACGCGCGCGUGACGCCCGCCGCGGGCGCCCUGCGCGGCCAGAGCCUGUCCGUGUGGGAGCUCCUGUUCUACCGCGAGGUGCCCGAGAGCCUGCGGCAGGACCUGCUGCGCAGGUACCAGGCGGGCGCGCUCACGGCGCAGGAGGUGGGCUCGGCGCUCAGCUCUCUGCCGGCCGGGCCCGACGCCGGGGGCCCCGGCUCGGACCCUCGCGGCGCCCUGCGAGCGGCCACCAUGGAGGUGAAGGUGGGCCGCCUGCGGGGGCCCGCGGUGCCCGUGCUGGACGUGUUGGAGUCCAGCUACGUGAGCGCGGCCGUGCGUGAGCACCUGAUGGCCCAGUUCGGCUCGGGGGCGCUGGCCUUGCCCGCGCUGACCCGCAGGCUGACCACCAUCAUCGAGGAGGCCGAGGAGGAGCCGGUGGGCGGCGGCGAGGGCGGCGAGGGCGGCGAGGGCGGCGAGGGCGGCUCGGGGCCUCCGGCCUCGCCCCCCAGCCGCAGCGGCCAGGAACAGACCCUGCGCGCGGCCACCAUGGAGCUGCAGCGCGGGCAGUUCCGGGGCCGGCAGGUGUCCGUGUGGGAGGUGCUGUUCUCCGCCUACGUGAGCGAGGCCCGGCGGCGGGAGCUGCUGGCGCAGCACGCGGCCGGCACCCUGGGCCUGCCCGACCUGGUGGCCGCGCUGGUGCGGGCGGUGGAGGAGGCGGAGGAGCGGCUCAGCAAGGUGUCCUUCCGCGGGCUGCGGCGCCAGGUGUCCGCCGCCGAGCUGCGCGCCUCCGGCAUCCUGGGCGCCGACACGCUGCGGGAGCUGGCGCAGGGCACCAAGACCCCGCAGGAGGUGACGGAGAUGGAUUCGGUCAGGCGCUACCUGCAGGGCACCGGCUGCAUCGCGGGCGUCCUGCUGCCGCCGUCCGGGGCCCGGCCCGGCGCCCCGCAGAAGAUGAGCAUCUACCAGGCCAUGCGCCAGGGCGUGCUGCGGCCCGGCACCGCCCUGGUGCUGCUGGAGGCGCAGGCGGCCACCGGCUUCGUCGUGGACCCGGCGCGCGACCGCAGGCUGUCGGUGGAGGAGGCGGUGGCCGAGGGCGUGGUGGGCGGCGAGCUGCGGGAGAAGCUGCUGUCGGCCGAGCGCGCCGUCACGGGCUACACCGACCCCUACACGGGCGAGCAGAUCUCGCUCUUCCAGGCCAUGCAGAGGGGCCUGAUCGUGCGCGACCACGGCAUCCGGCUGCUGGAGGCGCAGAUCGCCACGGGCGGCAUCAUCGACCCCGUGCACAGCCACCGCCUGCCGGUGGGCGUGGCCUACGAGCGCGGCUACUUCGACGAGGACCUGAGCCGCGUGCUGGGGGACCCGGACGACGACACCAAGGGCUUCUUCGACCCCAACACGCACGAGAACCUCACCUACCUGCAGCUGCUGCGCCGCUGCGUGCCCGACCCCGACACCGGGCUGUACAUGCUGCAGCUGGCCGCCCGGGGCUCGGCCGUGCACCAGCUGAGCGAGGAGCUGCGCGCCGCCCUGCGCGACGCGCGCGUGACGCCCGCCGCGGGCGCCCUGCGCGGCCAGAGCCUGUCCGUGUGGGAGCUCCUGUUCUACCGCGAGGUGCCCGAGAGCCUGCGGCAGGACCUGCUGCGCAGGUACCAGGCGGGCGCGCUCACGGCGCAGGAGGUGGGCUCGGCGCUCAGCUCUCUGCCGGCCGGGCCCGACGCCGGGGGCCCCGGCUCGGACCCUCGCGGCGCCCUGCGAGCGGCCACCAUGGAGGUGAAGGUGGGCCGCCUGCGGGGGCCCGCGGUGCCCGUGCUGGACGUGUUGGAGUCCAGCUACGUGAGCGCGGCCGUGCGUGAGCACCUGAUGGCCCAGUUCGGCUCGGGGGCGCUGGCCUUGCCCGCGCUGACCCGCAGGCUGACCACCAUCAUCGAGGAGGCCGAGGAGGAGCCGGUGGGCGGCGGCGAGGGCGGCGAGGGCGGCGAGGGCGGCGAGGGCGGCUCGGGGCCUCCGGCCUCGCCCCCCAGCCGCAGCGGCCAGGAACAGACCCUGCGCGCGGCCACCAUGGAGCUGCAGCGCGGGCAGUUCCGGGGCCGGCAGGUGUCCGUGUGGGAGGUGCUGUUCUCCGCCUACGUGAGCGAGGCCCGGCGGCGGGAGCUGCUGGCGCAGCACGCGGCCGGCACCCUGGGCCUGCCCGACCUGGUGGCCGCGCUGGUGCGGGCGGUGGAGGAGGCGGAGGAGCGGCUCAGCAAGGUGUCCUUCCGCGGGCUGCGGCGCCAGGUGUCCGCCGCCGAGCUGCGCGCCUCCGGCAUCCUGGGCGCCGACACGCUGCGGGAGCUGGCGCAGGGCACCAAGACCCCGCAGGAGGUGACGGAGAUGGAUUCGGUCAGGCGCUACCUGCAGGGCACCGGCUGCAUCGCGGGCGUCCUGCUGCCGCCGUCCGGGGCCCGGCCCGGCGCCCCGCAGAAGAUGAGCAUCUACCAGGCCAUGCGCCAGGGCGUGCUGCGGCCCGGCACCGCCCUGGUGCUGCUGGAGGCGCAGGCGGCCACCGGCUUCGUCGUGGACCCGGCGCGCGACCGCAGGCUGUCGGUGGAGGAGGCGGUGGCCGAGGGCGUGGUGGGCGGCGAGCUGCGGGAGAAGCUGCUGUCGGCCGAGCGCGCCGUCACGGGCUACACCGACCCCUACACGGGCGAGCAGAUCUCGCUCUUCCAGGCCAUGCAGAGGGGCCUGAUCGUGCGCGACCACGGCAUCCGGCUGCUGGAGGCGCAGAUCGCCACGGGCGGCAUCAUCGACCCCGUGCACAGCCACCGCCUGCCGGUGGGCGUGGCCUACGAGCGCGGCUACUUCGACGAGGACCUGAGCCGCGUGCUGGGGGACCCGGACGACGACACCAAGGGCUUCUUCGACCCCAACACGCACGAGAACCUCACCUACCUGCAGCUGCUGCGCCGCUGCGUGCCCGACCCCGACACCGGGCUGUACAUGCUGCAGCUGGCCGCCCGGGGCUCGGCCGUGCACCAGCUGAGCGAGGAGCUGCGCGCCGCCCUGCGCGACGCGCGCGUGACGCCCGCCGCGGGCGCCCUGCGCGGCCAGAGCCUGUCCGUGUGGGAGCUCCUGUUCUACCGCGAGGUGCCCGAGAGCCUGCGGCAGGACCUGCUGCGCAGGUACCAGGCGGGCGCGCUCACGGCGCAGGAGGUGGGCUCGGCGCUCAGCUCUCUGCCGGCCGGGCCCGACGCCGGGGGCCCCGGCUCGGACCCUCGCGGCGCCCUGCGAGCGGCCACCAUGGAGGUGAAGGUGGGCCGCCUGCGGGGGCCCGCGGUGCCCGUGCUGGACGUGUUGGAGUCCAGCUACGUGAGCGCGGCCGUGCGUGAGCACCUGAUGGCCCAGUUCGGCUCGGGGGCGCUGGCCUUGCCCGCGCUGACCCGCAGGCUGACCACCAUCAUCGAGGAGGCCGAGGAGGAGCCGGUGGGCGGCGGCGAGGGCGGCGAGGGCGGCGAGGGCGGCGAGGGCGGCUCGGGGCCUCCGGCCUCGCCCCCCAGCCGCAGCGGCCAGGAACAGACCCUGCGCGCGGCCACCAUGGAGCUGCAGCGCGGGCAGUUCCGGGGCCGGCAGGUGUCCGUGUGGGAGGUGCUGUUCUCCGCCUACGUGAGCGAGGCCCGGCGGCGGGAGCUGCUGGCGCAGCACGCGGCCGGCACCCUGGGCCUGCCCGACCUGGUGGCCGCGCUGGUGCGGGCGGUGGAGGAGGCGGAGGAGCGGCUCAGCAAGGUGUCCUUCCGCGGGCUGCGGCGCCAGGUGUCCGCCGCCGAGCUGCGCGCCUCCGGCAUCCUGGGCGCCGACACGCUGCGGGAGCUGGCGCAGGGCACCAAGACCCCGCAGGAGGUGACGGAGAUGGAUUCGGUCAGGCGCUACCUGCAGGGCACCGGCUGCAUCGCGGGCGUCCUGCUGCCGCCGUCCGGGGCCCGGCCCGGCGCCCCGCAGAAGAUGAGCAUCUACCAGGCCAUGCGCCAGGGCGUGCUGCGGCCCGGCACCGCCCUGGUGCUGCUGGAGGCGCAGGCGGCCACCGGCUUCGUCGUGGACCCGGCGCGCGACCGCAGGCUGUCGGUGGAGGAGGCGGUGGCCGAGGGCGUGGUGGGCGGCGAGCUGCGGGAGAAGCUGCUGUCGGCCGAGCGCGCCGUCACGGGCUACACCGACCCCUACACGGGCGAGCAGAUCUCGCUCUUCCAGGCCAUGCAGAGGGACCUGAUCGUGCGCGACCACGGCAUCCGGCUGCUGGAGGCGCAGAUCGCCACGGGCGGCAUCAUCGACCCCGUGCACAGCCACCGCCUGCCGGUGGGCGUGGCCUACGAGCGCGGCUACUUCGACGAGGACCUGAGCCGCGUGCUGGGGGACCCGGACGACGACACCAAGGGCUUCUUCGACCCCAACACGCACGAGAACCUCACCUACCUGCAGCUGCUGCGCCGCUGCGUGCCCGACCCCGACACCGGGCUGUACAUGCUGCAGCUGGCCGCCCGGGGCUCGGCCGUGCACCAGCUGAGCGAGGAGCUGCGCGCCGCCCUGCGCGACGCGCGCGUGACGCCCGCCGCGGGCGCCCUGCGCGGCCAGAGCCUGUCCGUGUGGGAGCUCCUGUUCUACCGCGAGGUGCCCGAGAGCCUGCGGCAGGACCUGCUGCGCAGGUACCAGGCGGGCGCGCUCACGGCGCAGGAGGUGGGCUCGGCGCUCAGCUCUCUGCCGGCCGGGCCCGACGCCGGGGGCCCCGGCUCGGACCCUCGCGGCGCCCUGCGAGCGGCCACCAUGGAGGUGAAGGUGGGCCGCCUGCGGGGGCCCGCGGUGCCCGUGCUGGACGUGUUGGAGUCCAGCUACGUGAGCGCGGCCGUGCGUGAGCACCUGAUGGCCCAGUUCGGCUCGGGGGCGCUGGCCUUGCCCGCGCUGACCCGCAGGCUGACCACCAUCAUCGAGGAGGCCGAGGAGGAGCCGGUGGGCGGCGGCGAGGGCGGCGAGGGCGGCGAGGGCGGCGAGGGCGGCUCGGGGCCUCCGGCCUCGCCCCCCAGCCGCAGCGGCCAGGAACAGACCCUGCGCGCGGCCACCAUGGAGCUGCAGCGCGGGCAGUUCCGGGGCCGGCAGGUGUCCGUGUGGGAGGUGCUGUUCUCCGCCUACGUGAGCGAGGCCCGGCGGCGGGAGCUGCUGGCGCAGCACGCGGCCGGCACCCUGGGCCUGCCCGACCUGGUGGCCGCGCUGGUGCGGGCGGUGGAGGAGGCGGAGGAGCGGCUCAGCAAGGUGUCCUUCCGCGGGCUGCGGCGCCAGGUGUCCGCCGCCGAGCUGCGCGCCUCCGGCAUCCUGGGCGCCGACACGCUGCGGGAGCUGGCGCAGGGCACCAAGACCCCGCAGGAGGUGACGGAGAUGCACUCGGUCAGGCGCUACCUGCAGGGCACCGGCUGCAUCGCGGGCGUCCUGCUGCCGCCGUCCGGGGCCCGGCCCGGCGCCCCGCAGAAGAUGAGCAUCUACCAGGCCAUGCGCCAGGGCGUGCUGCGGCCCGGCACCGCCCUGGUGCUGCUGGAGGCGCAGGCGGCCACCGGCUUCGUCGUGGACCCGGCGCGCGACCGCAGGCUGUCGGUGGAGGAGGCGGUGGCCGAGGGCGUGGUGGGCGGCGAGCUGCGGGAGAAGCUGCUGUCGGCCGAGCGCGCCGUCACGGGCUACACCGACCCCUACACGGGCGAGCAGAUCUCGCUCUUCCAGGCCAUGCAGAGGGACCUGAUCGUGCGCGACCACGGCAUCCGGCUGCUGGAGGCGCAGAUCGCCACGGGCGGCAUCAUCGACCCCGUGCACAGCCACCGCCUGCCGGUGGGCGUGGCCUACGAGCGCGGCUACUUCGACGAGGAGAUGAACCGCGUGCUGCAGGACCCGAGCGACGACACCAAGGGCUUCUUCGACCCCAACACGCACGAGAACCUCACCUACCUGCAGCUGCUGGAGCGCUGCGUGCCCGACCCUGACACCGGGCUUCUGUUUCUGGCCCUCACCCUGGUGUGA